CGGAAGUCAAGUACGCGAACCAGAAGAACGUGUGUCGUGAUGGAAAGAGUGUUAUGUGAUCUUGAACAACAUAUAGAAUGACAUAUGUGACGAUAUACUUUAAAGUAUUUAACUCUAAUCCCAAAAAUAUUAGGCUGAGCGGUAAAUACCGACAUUUUGCUUGUGUUGCCGGUUACGAUGCGUCUGUCAUGUAACCCUUGUAUAACCUUGGCGAGGAUCAAUCGCGUCCGAUGGAGGCGUCUGCUGGCAAUAAGCGAUCAACAAUUAACCAGACACAGGACGUUACACACGAAGGCCUUUUCAGCUGGAUGCACGCAUCAUUUAAGACACUAUGACACUCGUGCAGUCUCUGAUGAGAAACCAUCCCCAGGUACCUUUGAAGGGUCCAACUCUGAUGAUGAGUUGGACAACAUCGCACUGGCCCCUCCAGCUACACCCAAGGACUAUGUGUCACUUCACUUUCGCACAGCAGCAAAGCUAGUGCAUCUCAAUGCGAAAAAUGUUGGUAGAAAUUUAAGUGUUAUUCUGCCACUAGGACAAGACAUUCCAUUUUCGCCUUCAAAGAAUAAGGUGGAAACAUUGUUCAUACCAGCGCCUCCUGUGGACAUCACAGUACCACCAAAGAUUACGACAGCUACUGACGAUAAUCUGUGGAGAGAAUGUCAACUUGAUUUGAGGAAGCUACCCCAGUACUACCUCAAGCUUUCCAAGAUCAGACUAACUGGGCUGGUUGUGCUGACAUCAAUGGCUGGGUAUGCAAUGGCACCUGGAGCUUUUGAUCCCACGACAUUCAUUCUAUGCACACUGGGUACUGGACUUUCCUCCUGUGCAGCUAAUUCCAUUAAUCAGUUCUUCGAAGUCCCAUUUGACUCUCAGAUGAACCGCACAAAGAACCGAGUGUUGGUACGGGGUCAUCUGAGCCAUCUUCAUAGUGUGAUCUUUGCUGGGGUGUGUGGAGUGACAGGCAUCUCCAUGUUGGGGCUGGGUGUGAACAGCACAACUGCCCUGCUUGGGGCUUUCAACCUUGCACUGUACACUCUAGCUUACACCCCGAUGAAGAGACUGAGCAUCAGCAACACCUGGGUGGGGUCUGUAGUUGGUGCCAUACCCCCCAUGAUGGGCUGGGCUGCGAGUUCAGGCGGGCUGGAAACAGGAGCCUUGCUACUGGGUGCGAUCAUGUAUGCCUGGCAGUUUCCUCACUUCAACGCCCUCAGCUGGAACCUCCGCCCAGACUACUCACGUGCAGGCUACCGAAUGAUGUCUGUCACAAACCCAGCGCUGUGUAAACGUGUAGCUUUCCGCUACUGUGUGGUGACCACUGGACUGAGCCUCAUGGCUCCAAUAGUAGACUUGACCACAUGGACGUUUGUUGCUGGAUCACUGCCACUUAACUUAUACUUCUGUUACCUAGGUUACUGCUUCCACCGUGAUGGGGACAGCAAGUCAUCACGGAAGCUGUUUAGGUUUAGCUUGAUACAUAUCCCAGCCCUCCUAGUGAUGAUGUUGGUAAGUAAGAAGUCCCAGGAAAAGACAGCCGAAAGUCAUCUCUCGUCAAGUGAACAGCUCACAAGUGUACAGUAAGAGACCAUGGUAGUUUUAUGUAUGUGUGACAUGUUGUUGUUAAUGGUCUGCAAUACUGUGAUAUUGUAUGAGUGGUCUCCCUUGGACAAACAUGCUGCAUGAUGCAACAAGAUUGGUGCAGCAAGAGGAUGGACCAUGUUAUCAAGUGUCUGGAAACAUCACCUUACCUGUUGGAGGUUUCAGUUCAGUUCGGUCUGUAUUCACUCAGGGGAAAACAUGAACAUUUUCAAACGUUUGUAUAUGAAUAAAUGUGUUGUUUUUUUAA
Messenger RNA from Haliotis rufescens (red abalone), 1846 nucleotides. RefSeq names its product protoheme IX farnesyltransferase, mitochondrial-like. Gene Ontology annotation, molecular function: protoheme IX farnesyltransferase activity. The record is from RefSeq and is a predicted model, not a curated record. The transcript has 6 exons. NCBI's taxonomy places the organism in Eukaryota, Metazoa, Mollusca, Gastropoda, Lepetellida, Haliotidae. Bases 178 to 1581 code for a protein of 467 amino acids. Gene Ontology annotation, biological process: heme biosynthetic process. Gene Ontology annotation, cellular component: mitochondrion; membrane.